Molecule: messenger RNA, 6066 nt
Organism: Monodelphis domestica (gray short-tailed opossum)
Lineage: Eukaryota; Metazoa; Chordata; Mammalia; Didelphimorphia; Didelphidae
Source: RefSeq, a predicted model, not a curated record
GGGUCCCCCUCUUGUCCACCGGGGUUGAAGGGCUGGGGGUGGGUGGGAACUGGGUGCAGUUACAACGAACUCGGUGGAGUUACCUGCCCUCCGCCCCCCCCUCACCACCACCACCAUCCUGCCCUCCCUUUCUGCAGCAUAACCUCCGCCCUCAGCCCCCUGCCUGCGCGCCGGCACCACCCCACUCCACCCCACCUCCUUCGCGGUCCGCUCGAGUCCGCCGCGUUUAUCGCCCCCUGGCGGCCACCACGGGGACUCACGCACGCACUCGCUGCACACACACACACACAUACAUACAUCUAUCUACACACUCUCACACUCAAAAAGAAAAACUGGGUGAGGCAGAUGCAAUAAGGCAAAGGGAGGAAAAUCGUUAGAGAAGAGGGCGAAGAGGAGGGAGGAGUCGAGCGGAACGGCCAUUCUUGCCUCGCUGGGUCCCAGCUGGCCCUGCAGAAGAAAAAAAUAGGAGAGUGUGUGGAGUGGGCGUGUGAGGGUGAAGGGACGCAGGGCGAGGGCUGCUAUUGUCUCUCGGGCGGCAGCAGCAGCGGUAGCGGCAGCGGCAGCGGCAGCAGCAGCCCGGUGGGGGGCGGGCAGAGGAGAGGGAGAGGGGGAGGAGAAGGCGGCGUCGGCGGCAGCGGCAGCGGCAGCGGCCAGCAAGGGAGCAAGCGGGUGAGCGAAGGAGGGAGCGAGCGCACCAUUCUCUUCACCUGAUCUCCGGGCGGGGGUGCACGCAGCCAGCGCAGGGCGAGAAGCCGGAGUCAGAGAGGCAGCCGCCCGUGCAGCACCAGCCCCAGCACCAGCCCCAGCCACUGCCGCCACCCACCAUGUCCUACCAGGGCAAGAAGAACAUUCCCCGGAUCACGGUCUUCAGGGGUGGAGACUUGAAGGACUAAGAUUUAAAGCAGGAUGGGAAUAGUGACCGUCUUCUUAUUAAAGGGGGCAGAAUUGUCAAUGAUGACCAGUCCUUUUAUGCAGACAUCUACAUGGAAGAUGGCUUAAUAAAGCAAAUUGGGGACAAUCUGAUUGUACCUGGAGGAGUGAAGACCAUUGAAGCUCAUGGGAAGAUGGUAAUCCCUGGAGGCAUAGAUGUUCAUACUCAUUUCCAGAUGCCGUACAAGGGAAUGACCACAGUAGAUGACUUCUUCCAAGGGACUAAAGCUGCCUUGGCUGGUGGGACCACCAUGAUCAUUGAUCAUGUGGUCCCUGACCCAGAAUCCAGCCUGAUCGAAGCCUUUGAGAAAUGGCGAGAAUGGGCUGACGGGAAGACCUGCUGCGACUACUCCUUGAAUGUGGACAUCACUCAUUGGAAUGACCGUGUCAAGCAAGAAGUGCAGAACCUCAUCAAGGACAAAGGAGUCAACUCCUUCAUGGUUUACAUGGCCUACAAGGAUCUGUAUCAGGUCUCUAACACAGAGCUCUAUGAAAUCUUUACCUGCCUCGCAGAGCUGGGGGCCAUUGCUCAAGUUCAUGCAGAAAAUGGAGAUAUCAUUGCGCAGGAACAAACCCGGAUGUUGGAAAUUGGAAUAACUGGUCCUGAAGGCCAUGUACUGAGUAGACCAGAGGAGCUGGAAGCUGAGGCUGUUUUUCGGGCAAUCACCAUUGCCAGUCAAACCAACUGCCCUCUCUACAUCACCAAGGUCAUGAGCAAGAGUGCUGCGGACCUCAUCUCUCAAGCCCGGAAGAAAGGAAAUGUUGUGUUUGGGGAACCCAUCACAGCCAGCCUUGGCACAGACGGGACACACUAUUGGAGCAAGAAUUGGGCCAAAGCAGCUGCUUUUGUGACGUCUCCUCCACUGAGCCCUGACCCCACCACUCCGGACUAUAUCAACUCCUUGUUGGCAAGUGGGGACCUGCAGAUUGCUGGGAGCGCCCACUGCACAUUUAGCACAGCUCAGAAGGCAAUCGGAAAGGACAAUUUCACUGCCAUCCCCGAGGGUACAAAUGGCGUGGAAGAGCGCAUGUCUGUCAUCUGGGACAAGGCUGUGGCCACUGGGAAAAUGGAUGAAAAUCAGUUUGUAGCUGUGACAAGUACCAAUGCCUCCAAGAUCUUCAACUUGUAUCCUCGGAAGGGGAGAAUAUCUGUGGGUUCUGAUAGUGACCUGGUCAUUUGGGAUCCAGAUGCUGUGAAGAUUGUUUCAGCCAAGAACCAUCAGUCGGCUGCUGAAUAUAACAUUUUUGAAGGGAUGGAGCUUCGAGGAGCACCCCUGGUGGUCAUUUGCCAGGGCAAGAUCAUGCUGGAGGAUGGCAAUCUUCAUGUGACCCAGGGGGCUGGGCGCUUUAUUCCCUGUAACCCUUUCUCUGACUUUGUCUAUAAGCGCAUUAAAGCUCGGAGGAAGAUGGCUGAAAUGCACGCUGUGCCAAGGGGCAUGUAUGAUGGGCCGGUGUUUGACUUGACCACCACUCCUAAAGGAGGCACCCCUGCAGGAUCCACCAGGGGGUCACCUACUCGCCAGACCCCACCAGUGAGAAAUCUUCAUCAGUCAGGAUUUAGCCUUUCAGGUACCCAGGUGGAUGAAGGAGUCCGCUCUGCCAGCAAGCGUAUUGUGGCACCCCCAGGAGGCCGUUCUAAUAUAACAUCCCUGAGUUAAGUGACCCUCAAAGAGGAUGGAGAAGCAAGGAAAGAUUUUUCAAAGCCAAAAUGGUACAUUGGUAUUUAAAAAAGAAAGUGAAUCCAAACAGUUCCAAUCUGAAGAAUCAAUAAGCCUUCAAGCCUUAUGGUUUUUUUUUCUCCCAAUGCUACUCGCUUGCCUAGCUUUAAGAAUAUCGCUUCAUUUUUUUUUUGCAUAGCCUUGAGAGGUUUUUUUUUUCUCUUCUACAUGCAUGCAGUAAGAUGAGUCACUAAGUUAAGAGUCUGUAACCUUACAUAUGUGUUGCAAGCUUGUGUACUGCUGAGUUAUAAGAUGGGGGAUAGACAAAGCUGGGAGGACAGGGAACCAAAAGAUAGAACAAAAGGGAACCAAGCCGCUUGGGGUGGAAGGGUGGUGGGAGCCCUGGCAGAGGGGCAAGGGGGUGGGCUGAGUAAGGGAGGUGGGUGGGCCAAGGGAAAGGAAAGGGGGAUAUUGUGUAUUGUGUUGAGUACUUCUGUUUCCGAUGAAGCCAGUCCGGCAUGGCCACCGUCAUCACCUCGCUACAUCAUGGUACCACGGGGCCUCCAGAGAAGGCAAGCAGUUUCUGUCACGUAGCCUUUGUCACAUUGCCUCUUAAUCUGAUUUGUGUUACUUUGUACAUUUUAUUAAAAAACGAAAGGCAAUCAUUUCUUUCCACCUGUUUGGUCGCCCCCAUUCUUUGUGGUCUCUUGCUCAGUUAUUUCAAGACCUCCUCCCUCUCUGGACUGAGGAGCGGGGACGUACUUCUGUUUUCUCCCUUCCUGCCCAGGGUCCUGCCAGGUGACCCAGCAAGGGUGGGCAUGGAUAAAGAGUAACUAACUGCCCACUGGGGGAUGAAUCACUCUUGCAUACUGAUGACAGGAUAUCAACACGAGGACAUUUUAAUGCAUAAAAGCAGGUUGUCAACUUGGAUGUGGCCAAAAGAAAGUUCCAUCAAGCCUCUUGGGGGAAGGGGAACCAAGCCAAGUGGGUCUGAGCAAUUGAUUCUCUUAAUUUCUUGAAGCUGUAUGCUUCAGAUUGGAUGGAAGGAUUUUUUUUUUUAAGCAGGAAUUUUCCUAAACAUCACUUGAAUUUUGAGGUCCCAUAAAGGUUAGGAAAGGGUGGAUCUUGUGUUCCACCAUAGCAAAAUGUAGAGGUUGGACCAGAUAAUUUCUAAGGUCUCUUCUAGGAUUUAAGUCUGUGAUCAUAGGGCAAAUUUUCUAAUGAAAAAGAGUUAGAGAAGUGGGGUCUUACAUAUACCUUCUUUUGACUUCUGAGUUCAGACAUUGAUUAUCCACUGCUAGUCAUUUACUUGCUAUUCAUGGUUUUUAUUUUCAGAUUUCUGACCCAAGGAGGGCAAUUAAUUGAAUAGACAAAUCCAAAGGAACAGAGAAAAGGGCUCCCAAUGCUUUUAGGGUGUCCUUGACACUCUAGCUCAUGCUGAGAGAGAGGAAGGGACACUUUCCUGCCCCCCUCCCCCCCUCCUACCCAGGGUCCCCAGACUUGAAAAAAGAUCAGAACCAUUAGACCAAGUAUUCCAGCUGCUGGUCUAUAUUGUGAUUCAGACCAGAAAAGAAAAAGGGAACAGAAAGGAUUGAAAAUGAUGAAGGGAAUAUUUUAAUGAAUUGAAAUUUCUUUCUAAAUCAUUUAGAAUGAUGUCCUCAUCUCUUAAGAGCUUUUAGAUUUUAAUCUUCUGGAAUGAAGACAAGAGCCUAGUUCCUUAGGAGAGGAUUGAAGUAUAAAAUCUGUGCAUCUUCCCCAGGCACCUUGUUGACUGGGCAAUUUGUGUCUUUAAGGGCCAACCUUUAGUGACACCUUGAAAGGUUAUUCACCAUAUUAUCUUUUCUUGUUUUCCUAUGUUUUGUCCAGGUCUAGAUAUUAUACAGGCUAAGAGAAAGUAGCAGUUUAGAUUUGUUUCAUCCUUGGAUAAGGGAAGGGGUAAAAUCAUGCUUCUAUCAGUUGGGGCUCAUUGUUCCCAGAUAUACAUCUUUGGCCUUUUGCAUUUACCCUGAGAUGGCCUCUGGUCCAAAUUGGGUUAUGCAGAGACCCUUGCUAGUUCUCUAAGAUUUCCUUGUAAUCCCAAAUCAUUGCCACAAGAUAGCGCUAACAUUACAGAAAUGAAAAUCUCCCAUCUUUCUGCCUCUCCUCAGAAGGGGCUAACCCAUUUAUGGCCCAAGCAAGCCCUAUCCUUUUUUUUCAUGGUUGCCUAUCCACUGUAGGGGUGCCUGCCUUUUGUUAUUGAGAGUCUGACAUGAAAGAAUUGUUUGGGACCUCUCCAUUUGUACAUGCAGAUUAAUUCUAUAAGCUAUAGAGAUUAUCCUUGGGCUGUGGGGGAACCAGACCAAAAGAUUCAAAGGUAGAUCUCAUCUUUGUUCAUUUUGAUAGCAACUUGACAAAACCCAGCAAUUUUAGGUAAAAAAAGAAAUCUCCAUCAUCUUGCUGAAUUUGACUUCCAUUGAAUGAAUUGCUUGGGUUUUGGAGCUUUUUGUCUUAUUUUUUUAAUGGUCAGAUUUCUUGCUGAGCAAUAGCAGGAAAGAAAAUGACAUCAAGUAAUGCCCUACUGUCCAAAAAAUUCAGCAGGCCUCUCCUUCAGGGGUCAGUAAAAAGUAGGAGAAAUAAAUGACUCACAGCACGAACUUGUAGAGAUUAAAGCUCUGGGCUCUGGAGCUAGUUUUGCCAGAGUUUUCAUUAUGAAAUAUAAUACACAAUUCUAUAAUUCUCUCUCCAACUCUUCAAGCCCUCUUCUCCUUGAGGGAGGGCUCUCAGAUGGCCUUUUUCAGCCUUAGUUUGCCAUCUACCAUCCCAUCCUUUGCCUGAGCCCUAUGAUCUCUGAUCCUGUGACUUCUGGAAAAUCCCUGCUUUCACUCUUGAUCCAGGCCCCUCUGGUCCUAGAUAUUAGCAGUUCCUGGAGUGGUGGGCAGGAGCAGGUGCUAAUGAAUUGUUACCUGCCCCACCACUAUAAAUUAAAUUUAAAUAAGAAGAUGGCAGUGGUAAUAGUGAGCAAAUAUAUGCUCUCUCCAUCGUCCCACCUCACAGGUAUUUUAUCUUUGAUUUUAUUGUGAGGUUGGGCUCUCCUAGUCCAGAAAUAACGUGCCUGGCAGAAUUAAUUUCCAACUUCCUUACACUGCCAAGGGUUGUCUUAAGUUUUCUCCAUGGGAAGACCCAAGAUGGAUUCCCAAAUAUACUCACUGACUGUUGUGGACAGCCAGCCAACAUUUAUUGUAUAUUUCCCCUCCUUCCCCCCAACUCCCUCUAUUGACAUAUGGUUUGUGGGUGUCAAGUUCUUGUAUCUGGUGAAUAUAAUAAAAGGACGGACAAGUGAGCCUUCCUGUGGUCUGUGGUUGCUGUGAAGCAGCUCCCGUGUGGAAGAGCUGUUUGGUUUGAACCGUAAAGAAAACAGUAUUUUGAGUUUAGCUGAAGAAAAGUUCAUCCAAGUGACUGUUACUGUAAACCUGGUUAUUAAAAUAAUUGUAAAACAGUA